This is a messenger RNA of Nothobranchius furzeri (turquoise killifish), 2440 nucleotides long. RefSeq names its product C1q-related factor. The record is from RefSeq and is a predicted model, not a curated record. NCBI's taxonomy places the organism in Eukaryota, Metazoa, Chordata, Actinopteri, Cyprinodontiformes, Nothobranchiidae. Gene Ontology annotation, molecular function: protein binding.
AAAACGGAAAUAUAUGUCUGCUGUUAGAGCAGAGAGGAAUUCCUGUCGCUGUGAAUUUUCUGCUCGUAAAAGUUCCGAUUUCGGCACAUUUAUGGCGUCAUGGAGGCUUUGUCUCAUGGGAGGUGGACGCACCCCCGCCCCCACAGUCACCAUUUCAGCCCCGGAGAGUUCUAGGCUGGCAGCACAGCCCCUUCCCAGGCUGAGCAUCGGGCGCAAGACCCUGGUGGCAGCUGCAGUAGGGGUCAUGCUGGUGCUUGUUCUUGUGGUCCUCAUCCCUGUGCUCGUCAGCUCCGUUGGCACAGGCGGCACAGAUGACAGUUCCAGCCACUACGAGAUGCUGGGCACCUGCCGGAUGGUGUGCGACCCCUUUCCCAGCACCACAGGAACGGACGUGCACCCGGGCACGGACACGUCAACUUCCAGCUUUCUGGUGGACAAUGAGGAAGAUCUAAUCGACCACAGCAUUGGCCCUCCGCUGCCCACGUAUAGGGCUUACGGUCCGCAAGGUAAACCAGGACGUCCAGGUAAGCCGGGACCCCCAGGGCCCCCUGGAGAGCCAGGUCCACCAGGACCAAGAGGACCACCUGGAGACAGUGGAGAUUUCGUCCGAACGGGGAUUCUAGGGGCAGUUAGCACAACCACAUACAACACCACGCCCCGAGUGGCAUUUUACGCAGGACUUAGAAACCCUCAAGAAGGUUACGACACACUGCGGUUUGAUGACAUUGUGACUAAUGUUGGUGGGAGCUAUGAAGGUGCAACAGGCAAGUUCACCUGUAAGGUUCCAGGAACGUACUUUUUCAUCUACAACGUGCUGAUGAGAGGAGGAGAUGGUACCAGCAUGUGGGCUGAUCUGAUCAAAAACGGUCUGGUCAGGGCCAGCGCCAUCGCCCAGGACCAGGACCAGAGUUAUGACUACGCCAGCAACAGUGUCAUUCUUCAUUUGGAUGCAGGCGAUCAGGUUUUUAUAAAACUGGACGGGGGCAAGGCUCACGGGGGCAACAGCAACAAAUACAGCACCUUCUCAGGGUUCAUCCUCUAUGCGGACUGAUCCAGGCUCAAAGGUGAAAGGUCACAGCCUGCAGACAUUCUUAUAGUGAGGUUGCCCACAGCCACUGAUCCACAGUCAGACGGCUCGUGGCGAUCUUUACAGUCAGUGGUUCUCACUGUGGAUUUGUAGUUAUUGGUAACUCUGCCUCUUUAUCGAUUUUCAUUUGCUGUAUUCUGGGUGCCUAUGUUGCUAUUCUCAUGAAACACGGGCGACGUAACAGUGUCAGUCACUGCCAUGUGUCAUCCUGGGCACCGUAAGAAUUGUGAUAAUGCAGCGGCCUCACCAUCAUUCCUGAGCUGUCAUGUCAAAUUCACGUCUGGAGAUUUCACAACGAGGAUGGCUAGAAUCUUGGUUAAUGUGAUCUUUGGAUUUGUGCUCAAAUCAGGAUUCUGCUUCUUACAGUGCUGUGAAAAAUAUUAACCUGCUUACAGAUUUAUUCUGUUUUUGUGUCUUUAUAUGUCCCUGUUAAAUCUUUCAGAUCAGCACAUUUCAAUAUCAGACAAAGAAGUUCCAAUUUUGUCCCCUCUGUCUGCAGAAUAUUCUCCCAAAAGUCUCAAGGAUCAUCAAAACGUUAUUUUGGGGGAGAUGAAAUGUGUUUUCUUUUGGUCAACAUAGAUUUUGGCCUAAAAAUUCCCCAUGGAGGCUACUUUUUUUAUCUGCCCCUACCUCUCGUCUCUUUACUAUUGUAGAAUCAUGACCUCUGACCUUAACCACGUGAAAACUUUAGGACUUAAAGGACCUGUAGCAUGUUAUUUUACACCUUCCAGACAGGACAAUACAUGAAAAAAUGUCAUAGUAAUUUUUUAUGAAAUGUGUUAUUUUUGUGACUUAUUUCUUCAGUCUAUAAAUAAGAUGCUUAGAUUUGAUCAAACCUCGCCUCUUUUUGCAUCAAUUCCACAAAUUUCAUGCCCCACACAGCUCUUACCGCCUCCCCGUCCCACUGUUAAGUCACCAAUAUUUGCAUAUGUGUACACACAUAUAUAUAUACACACACACACACUACAAAGAGAGAAAAGCCAGCUGAGGUAAUAGCAGAUUUCCAUCUUGUAUCUGGAAUUGUCGCAGAAUUUUAUAACCAUUCAGUUAGCAGCUAGUGGUAAGACUUUCAGUUUUACUCACCGCUCUGAACUGUUCACUGGGCUAAUUUUAAAGUUGGAAUGACGCUGCUUUGAAGACAUAAUCCAUCUGAAAAGCCACUACAGUACUUGCAGAGCUUUGACAAGCAGUCUGUGAAGUUACGAUCACAUUCUGGCUCGGUUUUUGAGAGUUCCUGACAACAAAAUCUAACAAUUUCUGCAUAUCAAACUCUUCUUUGAGAAGACUGGACAGGAAUCCUAUUCCUCUCACAGACAAAUAUAUAUAUAUAUAUAUAUAUAUAUAUAUAUAUAU